This is a messenger RNA of Ramularia collo-cygni, 1110 nucleotides long. RefSeq lists its product as uncharacterized. Lineage: Eukaryota; Fungi; Ascomycota; Dothideomycetes; Mycosphaerellales; Mycosphaerellaceae. The record is from RefSeq and is a predicted model, not a curated record. Bases 1 to 1110 code for a protein of 369 amino acids. The transcript has 4 exons. Gene Ontology annotation, molecular function: hydrolase activity, hydrolyzing O-glycosyl compounds.
AUGAAGUUGAUUUUUGCUUUGGCGACGCUCGCCACAAGCGUUUACUCUUCUGCGAUCCCGGAAGCCAACGAACGUCCACCGGGGUAUGGUAAAUCUAUGAGCUGGGCUGGCGUGAACUCUUACUACCUUCAGGCUUUCAAGACACCCGAUCGUUUGGCCGUCCUAGAUGCCGUGAAAGCUGCUGGAUUGAAGACUGUCCGGAUCUUUAUCAGCGAGACUUUUGAAAAUAACAAGAACACUGGAUCGGUAUACAUGCCUGAUAUCGAACCCAAGACGGUAGGAAAGUGGGACGACACUCAGCUCGAGGCGAUUGAUCAGUUGAUGGUUGAGGCUCACGAGAGAGACAUCAAGCUCGUGAUCGCCAUGCACGAUCGCUAUCAGCUUGGGUGCUGGGGCAACGACACUUACACGAAGAAAUACGACCUUCCCACUUUGGAUUGUGCUUUUGCAAAGGCGAGUGAUAACGAUGUUACUUCGUGGUACGCUGGCGGCCCGGAGCAGAAAGACUUCGACAACAGGAUCCAACACAUUCUGGAGCACCKCAACAAGAAGAUCCGUGGCGGUCCACAGUGGAAGGAUCUUUCUGAUUAUAUCUUCGCCUUCAAUGUACAGAACGAGGGCCAGGGUCACUUACGUGGUAACGUCGCGCCUGUACCCAAUUGGUGGUGCGACAAGGCAAACUUCAUGCGAAAGCUCCUAGGGAGGAGUAAAGUCCUGGUGGCGACUGGCGGCGGCAACGAGUUCUCCAACUCCGAUAUCCCCGAAAAUUGGGCCUGCAAAGCCAUCGACCUGGUCAAUCUUCACUCAUACAGUGAUGUGAACGCUUUCAAGACAUUGGGCGGCAAGGCAGUCCAAAACGGUGUCAAGGCCAACAAGCUCGUAAACUUCGAGGAGUUCGGAGCGACAGGCGCAACAAAAGCGGAURAGCUGAAGAAGCGUAUUGAUGUGUUCAAUGAGAUGAGAGUGCCGUGGUCUCCAUGGCAGAUUGUUAAGCCUGGAAACCCAGGUGACUAUGAGUUUUGGACUGAUGAACCGGCUUAUGCGGUUGUUGCAAAGGGAGCAAAGGACGCGGGAAAGUUGAGGGCACUUCAGGAAUGGACUUAUUUGUAG